CUGAACACCAAGGACGGACGGCGAUUCAAUGGCGACGCUACGACACUCACCCCAGCUCUCCCUCCCUCUCUUUCCCUUGCUCUUAUUGCUCGCGUAUAACCACGUACACUCACAGUCACUGACUCGCUAGUCAUCACUAGUCACCAGGCGAGAGCAGGCAGCAACAUCGAUCGAUCGACCAUGAGGAGUGUAAGUCCUCGUUCUGCCAGAAACAGUUCUUGUUCCAGUCUCUUCUUCAGUUCUUCUUGCAUUAGUCUCUGGCAGUGACAACCUCGUAGACUUCGUGAGCUAGCCUGUUCUUGGAGGAACAUGAACAGCAGCUGCGCGCGGCUAUCUGCUAUAAAGCACAGUUUCCUCUGUACUUUCUCGCUGUUGCAGGCGGCGAUGGGCUUCCAUGAACACGGGCCGCUGGGCUUCCAGCUGACCACCGACGGCGGCAGGGGCCACGGCGGCGGCGGCGCAACCGCGGCGCCAUGGUGGGCUGCGGCUCAGGGACAGGGGUGUGCCGCUAGCAAGUUUCCGAUCAGCUCAGGCGAUUCUGACCCCUGGCAAGACCUCAAAUAUCAUGAGCCUUCCACGGCAGCCAUUGCCGCCUACCCGGAGUUGCACAAGUACCAUGCCCCUUUCGAUCUGGCCCUUGGACAAUCCAUGGUGUGGAGCAACAAUGCCGAUGCUGGUCAGGGGCAGAGCUUUGGUCUGUACUCUCCAUACGGAGCUCAACCGAUGCACGGGAGGGUGCUCCUGCCGCCGGCGAUCGCCGCCGAUGAGCCGGUCUACGUGAACGCCAAGCAGUUCAACGGCAUCCUCCGGCGGCGCCUGGCCCGCGCCAAGGCCGCCAGGGACCUCAGGGUCUCCAGGAACCGCAAGCCGUACCUCCACGAGUCACGGCACCUGCACGCGCUCCGCCGCGCGCGGGGCACCGGCGGCCGCUUCCUCAGCACCAGUAGCCUCGCCGCCGGCGACCAAGCGCCGCCGCUCGCCAGCACGUCCCUGGGAGGACCUGAGCCUACUAAGGGCAGCGCGUCGACGCCGGCAAGGCUACAGCCUGGUCAGGUGCGCCAGGACGUCUUCCUCUCGCCAUUGAUCAACAUGGCCGGCAAUGGCGACGGCCAGGCGAGGUGGGCCAGCGCGGCGCCACGGGCCUGCUGCGACCUGCUCAAGGUGUGAUGGCGGCAGCGGGCCCUCGCCGCCGGCUGGUGGCUCUAAGACGGCAACUCAUUCUUGGCUCCGGGGUAUGUGGUUAAUGGGAGAUGCACCAGCUCCUUGUACACCAAACCAAGAUGAACUUGAUGCGAUCUUGUGCCCGUAAACUCAUUUGAUGCAUGUUUGAAAGCUCUCUCAUCCUUUUUAUGGAGAUGAACAGUUAUAAAACAAA
Molecule: messenger RNA, 1375 nt
Organism: Setaria italica (foxtail millet)
Lineage: Eukaryota; Viridiplantae; Streptophyta; Magnoliopsida; Poales; Poaceae
Product: nuclear transcription factor Y subunit A-10
Exons: 5
Coding region: 310-1167 (285 amino acids)
Biological process (GO): regulation of transcription by RNA polymerase II
Molecular function (GO): DNA-binding transcription factor activity, RNA polymerase II-specific; RNA polymerase II cis-regulatory region sequence-specific DNA binding
Source: RefSeq, a predicted model, not a curated record